UUGCUGACAUUAACAACAAACACAAACAAAGCUGCAAAAGGAAAAUUCCGGGCAACUUAAUUUUUCCGGAGGACCGUGAACGCAGCACUGAGCAAUGAAUUGAGGGUUGGGAAGGACGAUGAAAACAAAAAUGGACAUCUAACGAAAAUAGCCCGGUUGUCUAUGUCAGAUCCCUGGCUGGCACUUCACAGACAAACCUGAGGGGAGAAAAGUGAAAAAGACCAGAGUUGGGAGCCAUGGAGGCUCGCUUUGGUAAUAUUGUGUUUAGCUCCAAGUUUGACUCAGGGAACCUUGCUCGUGUGGAGAAGGUGGAGAAGGGAAGCUCCAGCCCUCCUUCUGAUACAGCUUCUAGUGGGAGUUCCUCCUCAGGGUCGAACCUCAGCCCUGACUAUGAGUUCAACGUUUGGACGCAGCCAGACUGUGCCGGCACAGAGUAUGAGAAUGGAAACAGAUCAUGGUUUUACUUCAGUAUACGGGGGGCAGCUCCAGGGAAGUUGCUGAAGAUCAAUGUGAUGAACAUGAACAAUCAGAGGAAGCUCUACAGCCAGGGCAUGACUCCUCUCGUACGCACUUUACCUGGCAAGAACCGGUGGGAAAGGAUUCGCGACAGACCCACAUCUGAGAUUGUAGAUAACCAGUUCAUCCUUUCAUUCACACACCGGCUGUUGGAGGUGCGAGGGGCCACCACAUACUUCUCCUUCUGCUUCCCAUUCUCUUACAACGAGUGCCAGGAGAUGCUGCAGCAGUUGGAUGGGAACUACCCCAAUGCUGCUCAGCUAAGUCCGAGCAGUGCACCAGGCACUGUGUAUUACCACAGAGAGUUGCUGUGUCACUCUCUAGAUGGCAAUAGGGUGGACCUGCUCACUGUGACCAACUGCAGCGGGAUGCAGGAAGAGAGAGAAGCCCGUCUGCCGAAGCUGUUUCCUGACACCAACACCCCAAGACCACACCGCUUCUCCAGCAAAAGGGUGUUUUUUCUCAGCAGUCGGGUGCACCCAGGGGAAACUCCAUCAUCCUUUGUGUUCAACGGUUUCCUCAACUUCAUCCUAAGAAAAGAUGACCCACGUGCAAAUGCGCUGCGUAACAUGUUUGUGUUCAAGCUUAUUCCCAUGCUCAACCCAGACGGGGUCGUCCGCGGACACUACAGAACUGACUCCAGGGGUGUGAACUUGAAUAGACAAUACUUGAACCCCAGCCCCGAGCUGCACCCUUCCAUCUAUGCAGCCAAAACACUGUUGCUGUACCACCACACACACAACCGCCUGCACAGUGCACAGUCGAGCAGUCACUGUAACAGCUCCUCACGAACACAGCCCGCUCCCCUCAACACCAAACCAGCAAACCAACAUCAAGCUCCUCCACUCACUGCCCUCGAAGUCAGCUUGAAUGAACGGAAUGCGGAGAAAGAUGCGAAUCCUGCGCAGCUAGAGGUGCCCAUGGUGAUGGAGGAAAACGCCUGGGUUGCCACGGAGAUGGGGAAAGGAGACCAGAACAGCUCUUCAAGUUCAUCAGAGACUGUAGCUCCUGUUACUGUAGAAGUAGAAGCACCACAGGAGGAGGAACAAGAAUCAGUGCCGCCAAAAGAGGGAGGGGUGGCAUAUUAUGUUGACUUACAUGGCCACGCCUCGAAGCGCGGAUGCUUUAUGUAUGGAAAUAGCCUUCCUGAUGAGAGCCAACAGGUCGAGAACAUGCUGUAUCCUAAGCUGAUCGCUGUGAACUCCGCACACUUUGACUUCCUUGGCUGCAACUUUUCUGAGAAAAACAUGUAUGCACGAGACAAGAGAGACGGCCAGUCUAAGGAGGGCAGCGGUCGGGUUGCUAUUCACAAGGCAAUAGGGCUGCUUCACAGUUACACAUUGGAGUGCAACUACAACACAGGAAAAACCAUGAACACUAUCCCACCUGCCUGCCAUGACAACGGACGGGCAACCCCUCCUCCACCCCCAUCAUUCCCUCCAAAAUACACUCCAGAGAUUUUUGAGCAGGUGGGUCGUGCCGUGGCGAUCUCUGCCCUGGACAUGGCUGAGUGUAACCCCUGGCCACGACUGGUGUUGUCUGAGCACACCUGCCUGACAAACCUCCGAGCCUGGAUCCUCAAGCACAUCCGCAACACCAAAGGCCUGAACACACACAUCCAUCCUCCCCCAAGAAUACACCACAAUGGCAGCAGGGUGUCACCGCCAAAGAGCUUCGCCAACUGUCUGUCUGGAUCAGCAUCAGAGAACACCCUCAGCCGUGUUCGCUGUAACAGCCAGAGUAGCAGCAGCCAGACGCCCUCCCCGAAGAUGCACAGCUCGCCGAGCUUUACGUUUGGCUGCCCCCCACCCCGAACCCACGCACAGCACAACAGCACACACACCGGCGGACGUGGAGGCAACAAAACACUCGGGCCAGUCAGGGACACUAAGCCUCAGGAGAAGCGACGCCCCCCCCACCACCGCUCCAUCCUACGGUCUCCCAGCAACAGCCACACACCCGCCCGUCCCCCACUCUCACCCCCUUCCUCCUCCUCGUCCUCCUCGUCUUCCUCAGUGUGUGCAGCAGGCUCCUGCCCCCUCCCAGCCUCCGUCAGUAUGACAGGCCUCAGCUGCCCAGACUUUAAGGCCGGUGGACCAGGCUCGGCCGGCUGGUCCAGAAAUCCCUUCCCCACGCGUCCCGGGCGUGGAGAGCGAGGAAGCCGAACUCUUCACCCCACAGAAGCCCGUAGAGAGACUGCUAAAGACUUGGGGCCUGAUCACAUCCUUUCCUCCAUCAAAUUUAGCAAGUGUGAGCUGCAGCCUCAUGGAAGCCGCAUCCCCAUCCGUAGGGUGGGAUCAACCGACACCCCUCCAACACAUAACCCUAAAGCAUCUCCCACUAGCAAUAACCCAACUUCAUCUGGAGAUAAGGAGGUGUCGGCCACCAUGAAGGUGUGGAAUCUGAUCAGACCUGGUCUCCAGAGACACCUGUCACUGUCAGGUGUAUCAGAGAAAGAAGGGGCCUUACAUCUGGCCUCUAAAGCGCUGAUAAAGAAGAACACAGACAAGAGUUUCCACUACCGAGCAAACACCAUCAUAGAAACUGCACCAGAGGCAGAUGGAGAACUGCAACAGGCUGAGGAAACUCCAGUGAUGCCUGUGGCCGAAACUGUGAACGUGUGCGAGACAGUGACGCUGUGUGGAGAAGCCUAGGAACUGCACAGAAGAGCUCAUGCUUUUAUGUUUUUGCUUUUACUGUGAGACUAAAUUCCAAUACUGAAGACAAAAAAGUUCAUAAUAAGAGGGGGCAUUGUCAUCACAGGAGGAUUAUGUAUGUGCAAUACUGCUAUUCUGUCUUAUUUAUUCCGUUUCUUGAGCAGGCGUGGAGCUGUCCGGUGCCUCCACUGAGCAGCUUUCCUGAGGGUUAAGUGCCUUGCUCUGUGACACUACAACAGGGGCUCGGGGCAAACCUUCCCCACUGAAGUUUUCCAGUCUGAUCAAGAAUGCAUAGACGUGUGUGUUUUUAUCAUCCUCCUGCUGCCACCUCCUUUAAAAACCCUGACCAAUACUGUUCUGCACUGGUAAAUAUCCUCAGCCAGCCACUUGCACUAUAACAGCAGAGGGCUGAUUUUUAUUCCGACUGAUGAGCACGACUGCACCUUUAUUGACUCAUGAUAUCCAAUGUGACUGUAGAAACAAAUGUGAGUUAAGUGUGUCAUUAUUCAGCUUUUUGAGUAUGUGUGUGCGCUUUUCAUAGUGUUUAUAAAAAGGUUUUCACCCCUAUGGACUUUUUUCAUUGUGUUACAUUGAUUAAAAACAACUCUUACUGAAUGCAGUUGUGAAAAUAGUAGAAGUAUUUAAUUUCUUUAUUUUAAGUGGCCUAAAUUGUGACCGCUGUGACCUGCUUUUUUAUGAUAUGCUUUGCUUCAGCCAAGUGAUUUUAACCCUCCUGUUGUCCUCAUUUACAGGCACCAAAAAAUAUUGUUUCCUUGUCUGAAAAAAAUACAAAAAUUCAACAAAAAAAUUCCCCAAAUUUCUGAAAAUUUGCAAAACCUUCAGGAAGAAAAUUCCAAUAAUUCCUUAAAAGUUUUAUUUAAAAAAAAAUUAAAAAAUAAAAAUCCCCCAAAUUUGGCAAGAAAAUUCUUGUAAAUAAUUUCAAAAAAUUAGUAAAAAUCUUCCAAAAAAAUCCUAAAAAUAUCUAAAGUGAUUACAUAUAUAUCAGUAAAACUUCUAAUAUUUUCUUAAAGAA
Amphiprion ocellaris (clown anemonefish) is the source of this 4206-nucleotide messenger RNA. It is a transcript of the gene agbl5, whose product is annotated as AGBL carboxypeptidase 5. The transcript has 17 exons. The record is from RefSeq and is a predicted model, not a curated record. Bases 237 to 3170 code for a protein of 977 amino acids. Lineage: Eukaryota; Metazoa; Chordata; Actinopteri; Pomacentridae. Gene Ontology annotation, biological process: proteolysis; protein deglutamylation. Gene Ontology annotation, molecular function: zinc ion binding; metallocarboxypeptidase activity.